UGGAAAAGAUAUCACUCCAAAACCCCCCAAAACCCUACUCUUGUGUUGUGUAAACCUUACACACAGUACACACUUGGUUUCAUUUUCUUCUUCUCACAUAUACAUACACACACAUAUAUAUAUAUAGAUACAGAUACAGAUACACAGUGUGUGUCUGAGCGAGAGGCUGUAUGUAGAAUUGUAUUAUAAUAAUCAUCAUCAACUAUGAUUAGUUCCAAUUCCCCGCCAUUUACUAAUUAACCUUUUUUUUUGUUUAUAAUUUUCUUAAGUUUUGAGAUGUCGAAGCGGAGUAAUAAGAAGAAUAAUAAAUGUAAUAAUAAUAAUAAGAAAAAUAAAGUAGUGGUUGCCGGGAAGAGAAAACAGGCGGUGAAGAAAUCGAAAUUAGGUUUACGAUUGAUACAGCUGGAAAAUGAUGGUGGAUUGUUGAGUAGUGAUUAUAUUUUGAGCAAAGUUUUUCGGAAAGACGGACCGCCGCUCGGUGUCGAUUUCGACACCGUUCCUUCUCAUGCUUUUCAUUUCUGUAUUCCCAAAGAUUCACAUAUUUCUCAUCGUGCUUGCCAAGAAAAACAACGAGCACUUAAAAGGCAAAAGACUUCCAAGUCUGCCGAUGUUGAAGACCAAUUUAUGCCUUCAGAUAGUGCUUCACCUAAACAUGGUAUGGGAAAAGCUUUAAUGUCAGUAUGGCGACUUUCAAACAGGGAGAGUAAUUUAGUGAAUAAACAUGGUGUUGGAAAAGGUUUAAUGGCAAUUCAGCGAUUAACAAAUCCUGGUGCCACAAACCUUCCAAUAUGUGCCAACAAUGACCUUGGGGCUUGUUCUAAGUUUCCACCUUCUACAUCACGCAAAGCACCUACUCAAGGGAAAAAUAAGUCAAAAAGACAACAACCUGUGAUGAGGAGGAUAGCGAACAAAUUACAGGAGAAGAAGUCUUCAGCGAGAAGCAAAAAGGUGAGAUGUGAACAUGUUCCCAAGGAAAAGCAAAUCCAGAUGGAAAUAUGUGACAUUGCUCUGGUGAGAGGUAGAACUGAAGAAGACCUAUUUCAAUAUUCCAUGCUGGUAGAUGACGAGGAACUGGAACUAAGAGAACUUCAAGAAACUUCAAGUUCAGUGACAUGCUGUGCUUAUUGUGCAGAGAACAGGUUGCAUGGUUGUUCUCUUUGCAAAGAUUUGCUGGCAAAGUUCCCUCCAAACGCUGUCAGAAUGCGGCAACCCUUACAUAUGCAACCGUGGGAAUCAUCUCCACAACUUGUUAAAGAACUCUUCAAGAUAUUUCACUUUAUCAGCACUUAUGCUGUACUAAUUGGCAUCCAGGCCUUCACACUUGAUGAGCUUGCACAAUCCUUUAUUGAUAAGGAUUCCCAAUUGCUUGGGAAACUCAAUAUAGCCCUUCUGAAAUUACUUCUCACUGGUGUUGAGAAGGAACUUGAUAGUGGAUUUCUAUCUCAUAUUAACAAAAACUGGAAGUAUCGUGAAUUGCUUCAGUCAGUAGAACGCGAAGAAUCUGUUCUGAAAUUGUGGAAGAAAUCAUUGAAUUCCUUAACGUGGAUAGAGAUAUUACGUGAGGUGUUGGUUGCAGCUGGUUUUGGUUCCAAACAUGACACUUCACCUAAAGAACCUCCCACCAAGGAAGCUGCUCUGAUGGCUAGUUAUGGCUUAAAACGAGGGACCCUGAAGGGUGAAUUAUUCACCACAUUAUUAAUGCAAGGAAGUAGUGGGAUGAAAAUUUCAGAAUUGGCAACAUGUUCAUCUAUCGUUGAAUUGAAGCUUGCCACUACAGCCAAUAAAGUAGAGGAACUAAUAAGCUCAAUAUUGUCGAGCGAUAUUUCUUUGUUUGAGAAAAUUUCUUUUACUACAUAUCGUCUACGUAGUAGCGCCAUCGUUAAGGAUGCUGAGGAUGAUCAAUCUGAUCUUGAAGAUUGUGGAAGUGUUGAUGAUGAUGCCGGAGAUAUUAACAAUCAUCACAAUAUAGAUGAUUCUGAUGAUGGUUCACGAGUAUCAAUUGCUAGUAAACUUGGAAAAAAGAACCUUUCUAAAAGCAAAGAUAAUACUGUAAACUCUGAAAUUGAUGAGAGCCACCCUGGGGAAAUGUGGUUAUUAGGACUGAUGGAAGGUGAAUAUUCAGAUCUGAAUAUUGAAGAGAAAUUGAAUGCUUUAUCGGCUCUGCUUGAUCUACUGAGAGCUGGUUCGAGUAUCAUAGUGGAGGAACCUGUAUCAUCGUCUAUUCAGUGUGCUCCUAAUGUUUUUCAUAUUGGUUCCGGGGCAAAAAUAAAAAGAUCAACAGCAAAGCAACAAAGGAUGGUCAUGCCACUUGAGAGUGGCUGCAGUCAGAUAAAUGGUGGUGAAUCGGAUACGCUACAACCUAUUGAUUCUUCGGCAGUUAUCUCAGUAAUUCACGAGAAAAGUGGGGACAAGGAUACAACAGAAUCAGAAGUGGAUGAUUUACAUCCCAUGCAAUCAAUAUAUCUGGGAUCUGAUCGUAGGUAUAAUAGAUACUGGAUGUUCUUGGGCCCUUGCAACAUGUGCGAUCCGGGCCAUAAAAGGGUUUACUUCGAAUCGUCUGAAGAUGGCCGAUGGGAGGUGAUUGAAACAGAAGAGGCUUUAGCCAACUUAUUAUCAGCUUUGGACCAAAGGGGAAGACGGGAGUGUCAUCUCCUUUCAUCUUUGGGAAAAUUUGAGGCUCAUCUGCGUAAAGCUAUGUCCAGUUUGGACGAUGAUGUCAGAGUUGGGCGACCAACCGUUUCUGGUGAAUCUGAAAGGAGUAUUUCCAGAGAUGACAGCUCUUCAGCUGUGUCCGACGUAGACAACCUGUUUGGCCUAAGUUCUGUGAAUCAUGAUAAUCUGGCUUCCACUAGUGCUUUAGCUACUUCAAUUGGAAACAGAGAGCAGGCUAAACAGAAAUGGUGUCGCCUUCAACAAUUUGAUGUUUGGUUGUGGAACUCGUUCCGUUCUGCCUUAAAUUCAGUUAAAUAUGGUAAAAGGUCUUUUAUGGAUUCACUUGCUAGGUGUGAAAGGUGUCAUGAUCUAUAUUGGAGAGAUGAGAAACAUUGUCAGAUUUGCCAUACAACAUUUGAGCUUGAUUUUGAUCUAGAAGAAAGAUAUGCGAUUCAUGUUGCCACGUGUAGGGAUGAUUCAGCCCCUGAUGGGUUUCCGAAGCAUAAAAUCUUAUCGUCACAGUUACAGUCACUCAAAGCUGCAGCGUACACUCUUGAGUCAGCUAUGCCGGAGGGUGCAAUGGUGGGUGCAUGGACAAAAUCUGCACAUAACCUUUGGGUCAAGCGUUUAAGACGUACUUCCACAUUGGCGGAGUUGCUACAGGUUCUUGGUGAUUUUGUUGCUGCUAUUAACAAGGGGUGGUCGCAUGAAAGUGAAACAGCUCUUGGUUUUGGUUAUGAUUUGGAUGAUAUCAUUGCAAGCUUUGUGGUGAUGCCCCAAACAUCAUCUGCAGUUGCAUUGUGGUUGGUAAAGUUGGAUAUCUUAGUCGCUCCUUAUUUACAGAAGGUUGACCUUGAAAAGACAACCCAUGUGUCUACAAGAACUAGAUCAAGAGGUAAAGGCAUGCUAGUUCAGUAGAGAUUUAUGUGACAGGUAAGACAAUACUUGAAACGACCACUUGUAGACAUGAAUUAAGGAUGCAAUCGCCAUUCAUAAUCACUGCUUCACCACAAUGUAGAUUUUUUGAUGGGUGAAUAUCAUAAUGUUCUUUGAUUUCCGAGCAGAAGCAUCAAAAUGAUAAUUGUAGGCCUGUAAGGACAACAUCAGCUAUUACUUAAAGCUGCCUAAGGCUGGGGUUCCAUUUUUGUUCAUCACGUGGGAGUUAGUUGAGAUGUGAAAUAAUUCUUGUACAGCUUUAGGUAUGAUACUGCUGCUCAUUCACGAGUCUGACUUUUAGCCAGAAAGUAUCAACAUUUCUUCAUUCCUUAUAGAGAUGUAUGCUGUAGUUCCCUUUAAAUAUCCUUUUGAUGGGAAAUGAAAUAAGAUUCUUGAUAAUACUAUAUAAAAGAAAUGUUAGUAAUCAACGUAGAUAUUGGUUGUAACUCGUGUCUGAAACUAUUGUUUUACAAGUGCUCUGUAUGAUAAUGUUGUAUCAUUGUAAUACUGUGAACUACUUCAAAGUUCAAACCAGUUAUGGAAGACCAAAAUACCAACCAGGAUUUCAUUGCA
This is a messenger RNA of Erigeron canadensis, 4161 nucleotides long. RefSeq names its product homeobox-DDT domain protein RLT3. Gene Ontology annotation, molecular function: RNA polymerase II cis-regulatory region sequence-specific DNA binding; DNA-binding transcription factor activity, RNA polymerase II-specific. The coding region runs from base 277 to 3570 and encodes 1097 amino acids. Gene Ontology annotation, cellular component: nucleus; transcription regulator complex. The record is from RefSeq and is a predicted model, not a curated record. The transcript is spliced from 16 exons. NCBI's taxonomy places the organism in Eukaryota, Viridiplantae, Streptophyta, Magnoliopsida, Asterales, Asteraceae. Gene Ontology annotation, biological process: regulation of transcription by RNA polymerase II.